Messenger RNA from Onychostoma macrolepis, 4314 nucleotides. RefSeq names its product mannosidase, alpha, class 1B, member 1b (gene man1b1b). The record is from RefSeq and is a predicted model, not a curated record. Bases 396 to 2306 code for a protein of 636 amino acids. Gene Ontology annotation, molecular function: calcium ion binding; mannosyl-oligosaccharide 1,2-alpha-mannosidase activity. Gene Ontology annotation, biological process: carbohydrate metabolic process; N-glycan processing. Lineage: Eukaryota; Metazoa; Chordata; Actinopteri; Cypriniformes; Cyprinidae. The transcript has 14 exons. Gene Ontology annotation, cellular component: membrane; endoplasmic reticulum.
CGUCCUUACAGCUGGCUUGUCUUCGUCUCCAGGAAAUCACUUGAAACCUGUUCCGAGAAAAAUGGCUGCAAUAUGCUACAUUUAAUCCUUCAGGAUUUUCAGACGCGUCGCUUGUAAAGUCGCAUGGUGUUCGCCAAGAGUCGAAUGGGAUUUUUGUGAGUGAGUGAUCGCUGGUGAGCUCUAGGCCCUUCAGUGAUGCCUCGGACCGUCGUGAGAUCCUGAGCCGAUCAGAGCUCCGCUUCACAGAGCUGGGCGCUCGACGCACUCCAGGAAGAGAGGUGAAUGACUUGUUGAUGUCCGAUCUCCGCGCUUAAUCCCGCAUGAACCUCAGAGAAAAGUAUCCCAGUAAACCUGGCCACUGAGUUUAUGAACAGUCCGGAGAGAGAGAGGGAAUCAUGCUGCCUCCAUCAAAAAGGGAUUUUGUGUCUCUGACUCUCAGCGAAAGUGGCAGCUACACCAACAGCAAGCAGUGGCGCCGGCAGUCCUGCUGGAGGAAAUGGAAACAGCUGUCCAGAUUGCAGCGCAGCCUGAUCCUGUUUACACUCAUGCUGUUGUUGGUUUGUGGAAUUGCCACAUCUCCCACUCUCAUAGGGCACUGGAGAGAUGGUGUGGUAGGGGAGAACGUGUACGAUGGAAAACAGCCAUUUGUUGUCAACCUGAAAAAUGAGUACAAAUCCAUUCUUCCUGAGCCGCCCUCUGAGAAAAAGGACUACCAUAGACGUGGUCCUCCUGUCUUGCAGAACCGUUUGCAAACCAAAACAAAUGUUUCGGGUCUGUUGGGAGUUGAAAAUCAGGGACCGGACCUGAAGAAUGAAAAUAAAGGAUCUGAAGAAGGAAAGCCAAUCAUUAGUUGGCGUGGAGCUGUGAUAGAAGAAGAACAGGCAUCUGAUACUGACACCAAAGACACAGAAAUCCAAGACGAGACGGCUUCAUUAGCACUUGCUGAGAGCAGGCUGGAGGCUGUGAGAGAAGCUUUUAGACAUGCCUGGAAGGGUUACAAGAACUUUGCUUGGGGUCACGAUGAGCUAAAACCAGUCUCUAAAUCAUAUGGAGAGUGGUUUGGACUUGGGCUGACCCUGAUUGAUGCUCUGGACACCAUGUGGAUCUUGGAUCUCAAAGAGGAGUUUGCAGAGGCUAGGGAGUGGGUGGCCAGAGAGCUCUCCUUCGAUAAGAACGUGGAUGUUAAUCUGUUCGAGAGCACCAUUCGUAUACUGGGUGGCCUUCUGAGUACUUACCAUCUGACCGGAGACUCCAUGUUUCUGGAGAAAGCUAAAGAUAUUGGUUACAGACUAAUGCCUGCCUUCAACACUGCCUCAAAAAUCCCCUAUUCGGAUGUGAAUAUUGGGAAGGGGACAGCUCAUUCUCCGCAAUGGACUUCAGACAGUACCGUAGCUGAGGUCACUAGCAUUCAGCUAGAAUUCAGAGAGCUCAGUCGACUUACUGGAGAUCCCAAAUAUAAGCUGGCUGUAAUGGAGGUGAUGAAGCAGGUGCAUAAAUUGGAUGGAAAGCAAGAUGGGUUAGUGCCGAUGUUUAUCAAUACCAACAACGGGCUGUUCACCCAUCAGGGCAUUUACACGCUGGGUGCCAGGGCUGACAGCUACUAUGAGUACCUACUGAAGCAGUGGAUACAAGGAGGCAAGGCAGAGAACGAAUUGCUGGAUGACUACCUGCUGGCUGUGGAAGGCGUGAAGAAGAACCUGCUGAAGAAGUCUACUCCUUCUGGCCUUACAUUUGUAGGAGAGCUUUCCCAUGGCCACUUCAGUCCCAAAAUGGACCACUUGGUUUGUUUCCUGCCUGGCACACUUGCGCUGGGGGCACAUUAUGGCCUUCCUGCUGAUCACAUGGAACUGGCAAAACAGCUGAUGGAGACUUGCUACCAGAUGUACACCCAGAUGGAGACAGGUCUGAGCCCGGAGAUAGCUCAUUUCAACAUGCAUGAGGGCAGCAUACAGGAUGUAGAUGUAAAGAUUGCAGACCGACACAACCUUCUGCGGCCAGAGACUGUAGAGAGCCUCUUCUACAUGUACAGAUUCACCAAGGAUAAGAAGUACCAGCAGUGGGGCUGGGAGAUCCUACAGAACUUCAAUAAGUACACAAGGGUUCCCACCGGAGGUUAUACGUCCAUAAACAACGUCCGUGACCCGGCCAAUCCCAGCACUCGAGACAAGAUGGAGAGCUUCUUCCUGGGUGAGACACUCAAAUACUUCUACCUGCUGUUUUCCAAUGACCCCAAUCUUAUCAGCUUAGACAAGUACAUCUUCAACACUGAGGCCCAUCCUCUGCCCAUAUGGCCACAAGCAGAGUGAAGGACCCACAAGCACACGUGCAUAACCAAACACACUUCUCUCAGGGCCAUGAACACAUUUGCUAUCCAAACUGCCAUCUUUUUCUACACUAGGAACUCUUUGUAAUUGAAAGUCACUUACAGGUAAAAAAUUUAAAACAGCCAUGACAGAAACUGUUUGUAGAUGUGUAGUUUCUGAUUGUACUAGUAAUCUGUAUGUUUCUCUUAAUAGAGUUUCUGAAUUUUUUACUCUAUUUAUGCUAUUGAUGCUGUCGAUCAGCUAGGCUGCUGAAUUAGCCUAUUGAAUCAGUAUGUGCAGUCUCUCAGCCCAAGCACACAGACAAAAAUGUUCAUACUGUGAAACCUUAUGGGGACUGCAAGCACUUUAUGGUGUGUUUUUAGGUUUUAGUGUGUGUGUUCUCUUAUAAUGAAAUAAUUACUGUUGCUUUUGUUGUGGGGAUUUAGGGACUCUUUGUAAAAAUUGUUUUCUUAACAUAAGUUUUGUUUUCCAGAGCUUAUAUCACCUAUACAAACAUUUGAAACAUUCAGUAUAGUUAUCAGGCAGCAUAAUAUGAUUUAAUUUUAUCUCGUGAUCAAGCACAUGCCAGGGGAAAUGUUUGUUUUUAAUUAUUUCAAAAUUUAUUUUAUUUUUUUAGCUUAAAACCCAAACCUUGCUGUGAGGGAUUUUUAAAAUGUCAUUCCUGUGAAUAGGAGAAAUGUUGAGCUUGGUGUUAGUUAGAGGUUUUUUUUUUUUUUCUAUAUUAAAUGUCGUCUUUUGAAGUAGCAACUCACUAGCAGGUGAACCAUUAUUAUUGUUUAGUUGCAGACUUUUUUUUUUGGUCCCAUUUGUUGUGAUUGCAGUCAGAAUUAUGUAUUUUAAUAGAGCGUUAAUCAAGCACAAUGUUUUUAAGGCUUUAUAUUAUGGCAAUUUUCACUCUUUCAGGAGACCUACAUCAGAUGUGAUUGUGUUUGUGUAUAAAGAACUUUGUAGAUUAUUUUGUAAAAUAUGACAAAUUGGAUUUUGUUUUCUUGGGGUGGUUUUCCUACAACUUUAAAGAAUCUUCAAAAUUCCAAAUGUUUUCUUGCAGGAAGAAAAGUGGAAUGUUUGCUAUUCAUUUUUGCUACUUGUUGCAGAUCAGUUUGUGGGCCUGAGCUUAAAUAGAAUAGAAUGUAAAAAAAAAAAAUUGACCAUUAGAGAAUAUUUCUGCUGUUUACACAGAUUACAGAUGUACUAUGUGGAUUGUAUUUGAAAAGCUUGGUUGAACAUCUCACUGUGCAGAAUCUUACAUUAAUAUUUUCUGAUUGUAUGUACAUUAAAACCAUUGCAUAUGUUCAUCAAGGGCUGAGCAUUAACCGGUUUCUUGUUGUUGUGCUGUUGUGAGGUGUUCCGUUCCACGUGUGCCUUUACAUACAGAGCAAUGACAAAUGUUGACUAUUUUCAAGCCAGAGAAUCAAGUUUUUAUGAGAAUUCAAUCUAUUUUAAACAUCUCAUUCCUGUUGUGAAACUAUCUACAAUUUAUUUUAUGUGAAUAAAUACUUUUGUGAUUAUUUAUAAUACAGUGUGGAAGUGUUAAAUUAACUUGCUAUCUGUAUUCUAUUUCUGGGUAUUUUGUUUUCUCUCAUUGUGUGAGAAACUGAAGACGGCUAGACUCAAUUGAGCUUAUGUAUCUCACAGAUUUAAAAUGAAGGGCUUUUCAGGCCUCGCUCUUAAUUGUUUGUGCAAAUGUCUCAAAAUAUUAGAUGCCUCAUGCAUAUUGACAAAUCAACAUAAUUUUGAAUCAUUCAUACACCAAAGAUGUGACAUGAACUUCAAAAAAUAUUGUAAAACAGGAGUCAUGAGACAAGUAAUAUGUGGUACAGCUGUACAUAUUCCUUGUAAUGAAACAUAAGAGCGAGUUUGUACAUGUUUUUUUUUUUUUUUUCAUUUCUUGAAUGUAUCUUUUUAAUGUCCAUUUCUGUGGAAAAUAAAUGGAUUUAAUCAAUAUUUUACAAGUUUGCAAUGUUGAAAUAAAUUGUACAUAAUGAACUCA